Messenger RNA from Aspergillus puulaauensis, 4176 nucleotides. RefSeq lists its product as uncharacterized. The transcript is spliced from 2 exons. Gene Ontology annotation, biological process: carbohydrate metabolic process. Lineage: Eukaryota; Fungi; Ascomycota; Eurotiomycetes; Eurotiales; Aspergillaceae. Bases 1 to 4176 code for a protein of 1391 amino acids. Gene Ontology annotation, molecular function: chitin binding. The record is from RefSeq and is a predicted model, not a curated record.
AUGCCAACAACGCACCCUGCUACCGUCUUCUUUCUCCUCACGCUGCCCUUGGUUGCCCUCUUGUCUCAAGUCAGCGCAGGCCCUACUCAUGAUGCUUGGUCCCGUCUAUGGAAGCCCUGCCCAAGGGGCUGCGGUGACUUGUCGCCUACAGAGUGGGCUGUAUACAACCGCCUAGAUCAUCUUUCUGCUUGCAACCAGACAAUACGGCUUGCGUUCCCCUUGUACAACCCAUCAGGUGCUAUUCGGGCCUGUUCUGCCUCCUCCGAUUCCCAGUCCAAAAAGGCUGCACAAGGAGCUGUCUCAUCCAAGAAAUUUGCUGCUGAAGAGGUAACGCUUGAGAUCGGCUGGUGGGACGCCGAGACUUCUUCGACACCUACAGGCGUGAAAUCUGCCAUUGGAGAAGUUCGAAACGCCCUUUUGGCAUCGAAUAACAACGAAUCGACAACGGCGUUUAGCUACUCCGGUAACUCGCUUGUUGGUCUGUAUGCAGGGCAAAAGAUACUCCACUCUGAUGCCGCCACUACAGCCUUGAAGCAAUUCACUCAGUAUGUUGAGUCGCAAGACGCCAUCGGUCGAGUGCUCCUUCAGUACUGUGGCAUCAAUGGGAACAAGGGAUUCGGAAUCGUCGUUGAUACGACUGGAGACUUUGCUGCGGUACAACGUAUCAUGCGAGACUGGAACGAUGCCAAAUGCCAGACCGGUUUUGAUGGUAGCAAGAAGCUAUCCAACACUGCUUUACAUAUGGAGAAACCUUUACAUCAGGCAAGCUCUACCACUGGAGCUUCAGUCCACCAAACCCCGAGUCAUAGUGCUCAUCCUGCCCAUUCCCAUAAUCGACGAACGACCUGUGAGACUAUUCAGGUUGCGUCCGGCGACACCUGCGAAUCUCUCCCUAAGGAAUGUGGCAUAACCGAUGCGAAGUUUGAAGAGUACAACCCCGACAAGGACAUUUGUUCUAGCAUAUCAGUCGGCCAGCAUGUAUGCUGCACCACGGGCGACCUUCCUUCCUUUAGCCGCAAGGCAAGGGCCGAUGGAACCUGUGAUUCUGUUGUUGUAAAGCCUGGUCAUUAUUGCUCUACAAUAGCGGCUGCCAAUGACAUUACUGUCGAUGAUCUGGAGGAGUUUAAUAAGAAAACCUGGGGGUGGGUGGGGUGUGACAAUCUCCAAGCGCAGCAACGGAUCUGUAUUAGCAAAGGAGACCCCCCUAUGCCCGCCAGUGUUGACAACGCUGUCUGUGGUCCUCAGGUUCCUGGGACAGAAGAACCAACUGAUGGGAAAGACCUCGCUGAUCUCAAUCCAUGCCCUCUGAAGACAUGCUGCAAUACAUGGGGCCAGUGCGGUAUUACUGAUGACUUUUGCACGGAAACAAAAUCACCUACCGGAGCGCCUGGCACAGCGGCGAAUGGCACCAACGGCUGUAUAUCAAGCUGCGGCACUGAUAUUGUAAACAACGACAGUGCUCCAGAUGAGUUCAUAACGAUUGGGUAUUUUGAGGCCUGGAACUUUGAGCGCGAGUGUCUGAAUAUGGACAUCACGUUCUUCAAUUCCGCAGAAUACAGCCAUCUUCACUUUGCCUUUGCCGAGAUCACGGAGGACUACCAGGUUGACAUAUCUCCAGUGCAGGAACAAUUUGACAAGUUGCUGAAACUGGGCUCCGUGCACCGUGUUCUAUCCUUUGGCGGAUGGUCAUUCUCAACCGAGGCGGACUCGUUCCCUAUCUUCCGCGAAGGCGUCACCGAUGCCAAUCGAGAGCUCUUCGCUACGAACGUGGUAGAUUUCAUUGUUGAGCAUGAUCUGGAGGGAGUGGACUUUGACUGGGAGUACCCUGGAGCCCCAGAUAUCCCUGGAAUCCCUGCUGGUGACGAGGGCGAUGGAGAACGAUACCUGCAGUUUUUGAAGCUAGUCAGGAAGAAACUCCCAAAGAGCAAAACCUUAGCAAUUGCCGCGCCUGCAUCUUUCUGGUAUUUGAAAGGAUUCCCUAUUGCUGAGAUAUCAGACGUGGUCGACUACAUUGUCUACAUGGCUUAUGACAUGCAUGGACAAUGGGACUAUGGCAAUCAAUAUGCUAUCUCGGGAUGCCACGAGGGUGACUGUCUACGCUCGCAUGUGAAUCUUACAGAGACGACAAGCGCGCUGUCCAUGAUCACCAAGGCCGGGGUUCCUUCUUCCAAGAUCAUUGUCGGACUUUCCAGCUAUGGAAGGUCGUUUAAGAUGACCAAGGCCGGCUGUACUGGACCUAUGUGUAGGUUUGUAGGGCCAGACUCUGGUGCUGCACCGGGAAAAUGCACCAACACGGCAGGAUAUAUUUCGGAUGCAGAAAUCAACCAGAUUAUUGCGGAGGAUAGCUCGGCCGCGACAAAUUACGACACGAGCAGCAAUAGUAACAUCCUUGUGUAUAACUCCACAGAAUGGGUGGCAUACAUGGACGACGACACGCGAACCAGCAGGACAGAGUACUACGAGGAGCUCAAUAUGGGCGGAACCUCAGACUGGGCAGUAGACCUGCAGUCAUUUGGGGGUUCUGGCGGCGGCAGCAGCGGCGACAAUGGCCUCCUGAACCAGUCGAUUGUCUACAUCUCCCCCAGCAUCUGGACGGACGGCAAAGAUCCUGCACCAGUCCAAUGCCCAGCGCCCUGUGUGCUUGUUCUCCCGGAUUUCCCACUCAGCUCGACGUCUGUGGUUUCUCGUCCACCGUAUGUCACGACCCUGGACGUGGCCUGGCCAACGGCAAAAACAGUGACCAGCGAUGGCUCCGUCACGACGACUACAACGGUGACCCGGAUCCUACAGGAAACCACAAUCAAGGCCCCUGCAGUCACUGUGUCGUCGGUGCCCAUGGCCAAUAUUAACAUCACUGUCCCGCUCAAAGAGAACGGCACCAUCACCAUCACGCCGAAACCGCGUUUCCCAGCCCAGACAGUCACAGUUACAAAUGACCCUAAUCCGCUGAAGGAGACAGGUGUUACGCAUCCGCCAGUGACUAGGAGUGUGACUUUGCCUCCCUGGCCUCAGGGCACUGUCAUCUACUACCCAUCGGACGAUAUCGACGACGACGAUGAUGACGAUGACAACGACGACGACGAUGAUGACGAUGAUGACGAUGAUAACAAUGAUGACGAUGAGGACGAUGGCAACAACGACGACGACGACCACAUCGGGCUCCCCAUAAUCCCUCAUAUCACUGUAAAUGACGGACCCGGCCGUCCUCGCUGUAGCGAGAGCGAAGGCUGCGGCCACCUGUGCUCAGGCUUGAUCGACUACUGCUCCUGUUUCAUGUGCCCCGGCGGCGGCGAUGGUGGCUUCUCAGACCCCAGCGAUCCCAACCCUCCUCCACGCCCCCCCAGCGAUCCAGUGAACAACAACAAUGAGAACGAAAGCAGCUGCAGUGAGUCUUCCACCGCCACAGACUACUGGGUGUCCUGCGAGAGCCUGGCAUCGACAUCCACGUCGUGUACCACAACGAGCAGUAGGCUUGCCGUGGGUUGCGAUAUCACGGCCAGUACGACGACGACUGGCGAGAACGUCUGCGCCACCUUUGACCCGGACGAAGAUCAGGGAGACAGCAAUGGCGGUGUCAGUGGAGGUGGACCAACGCCCAUCACAACAGAGACAAAGACAGACACAGACACAGACACAGCCACCGAGCCAACCAUAACAACAACAUUCGAGCCCCCCGUGACUGCCACAACCUCCAAACCACCCGCGGCAACAGUCGCGGAGAGUUGUGCCGACAUCGGUGAUUAUCAUGGCAAAGGUCUUUGCUGGAACAAGUGCGACCCAGACACUGGGUCAACCGUCGGCGAUGACUGGAAAGAAGAUGACCCCUGGUGCUACCUGCAAAAAGAUGGGGACCCGGGUUAUGAUGCUUGGUGCUACCAGCUAAAAGACUGCCCGACUGGUGAGCUCUCAUGUUCCGACCGAUCAGGUUGCUUGGAUCCUAAGGCGAUUGGCUGCGCGGCCCUACCGGGCACUGCGAACUUCGUGUAUCAAUGCUGGAGCAGCUGUGAUCCGGCGACGGGGAAUAGGACCAAUGACGAGUGGAAGGAGGGGGAUCCGUGGUGCUGGAUCACUAAAAACUACAACUUUUUGGAUUGUGAGGAUGUGACGGACUGUUCGGCGGCGUCUGAGUGUGCUGCAGAGAACUCGUCUUAUGGAGGAUGUGGACCUUCGACCUAG